AUGGCAAAGCUCAAGCAUGGUGCCCAUGAAUGUGUGCUGACCUCACCGGAGAUCAUAGCCAACGGCAUAUGCAACAUCUGCUUCAAGGACGAACCGAUAGAAUUCUCAUGUGAUCUUUGCAACUUCGAUCUCUGCAGACCUUGCUCCAAGCUACCACUCAAGGUGUCACAUGGUUUUCAUCCACAGCACCCUCUCGAGUUCUGUCUAGGCAACAGAGAAGGGAACGAGGGAUACAAGCUCUGCUCCGGGUGUGGUCAUUUGUUUUCUGAUCUGUCCCUUUAUUACAAGUGUAAAGACUGUGAGAUUUUCUUGGAUCUUGGUUGUGCCGUCCUGAACAACAUCGAAACGAGUUGGUACGCGGAAGAAAAGCUCCAUUACAGCCAUGCCCACUUGCUUAGGAGGUGUAAACCAGGACCAGACGCUAAUAAUGCUAAGCUAAGAUUUAAAAAAGGAUGUCAAGUGUGCAUGAAAGACAAUUUUGGUGACCACUCGUAUCAAUGCGUGGAAUGUGGUUGGAUGUAUCACUUCGAUUGUCUUAAGAUACCCCAGUCUGUUGUCAAGAAAUCAUAUCACAUUCAUCCACUUGUGUGUCAAAUAUUUUUCCCCGACGACGACGAUGAUUACGACUCUUUGGAGUAUUGUGGCGUUUGUGAGACAAGGAUACACGCAGGACUUUAUGCCUAUUGCUGCCUAGAAUGUGGUUUUGUUAGUCACAUUGAGUGCAUGUUACAUGAGGAAGUGCCUUCCCCGAUGUACUUGAAAGAUCUGUAUUCUCAUGGUGAAAAACUAAUAACAAGGCCACCAGCUGAUCACGAUGAUGAAUGUGAAACUACGGAAUUAGAAAACAAACUCGUGGUUAUUGAUGUUAGGCAUAAUCAUGUGCUGAAGUCUCGCAAUGUUACGGCUUCUCAGAUACAAUGCAAGAUAUGUUAUAGGAAAAUACAUGGAAGAUUAUGGGAAUGCGAUCAGACAUGUGACUUUAAGGCACAUGAUAACUGCGUAAAGCUAAGACAACAAUCGAGGUAUAAAUUCCAUUUGAGUCAUCCUUUGACACUUCUACCAAGUUUUCCUGCAGGGGCUAUUACUUUGAGAUUAUUGAGAUGUAACAUCUGCAAAGGGAAGAUAAAUUCUUUCAAUCUAUUCUGCCGCAUAUGCGACUUCAUCAUUUGUACGAAAUGCGCGGUAAGCGUUAAAAUGCGUCUUGGAGAAUUACAAAGGGGUCAAAAGUUCAUUAGGUACUAUGAACAAGGAAACUGCUUGAAAGGAGGACAUGACAUGGUUCAAGUUAUGGUCUCGAGUUCAUAUACGGUGGCUUGCACUAUUUGUGAGGACAGGCUAUGUAAUGAAAACAUAGUCUCCGGACUGUGA
Eruca vesicaria subsp. sativa (arugula) is the source of this 1368-nucleotide messenger RNA. The record is from the annotation of a GenBank genome assembly. Lineage: Eukaryota; Viridiplantae; Streptophyta; Magnoliopsida; Brassicales; Brassicaceae.